UGGCCGCUUUGAAAAACUGUGGCGCCGAUGCUGAGGCUCUCCUGGGGCAGGCCGAGGUGCGUUUGGACGGCAAACCAAACACAGGAGGAAAGGACCACAAGGAGAUUCCCACUGGCGGCAGCAGAACUCUGUGCUCCACGUGUCCACGUUUCUCUUCGGACCUAUUUACGGAUGCAACCGGAAAAGCCGCGCAUCAACAACUUCCACCCAUGUGUGUUUGAAGCCUGCGGUGGGAUCGCCUCGAGAGCCGUGGGCAUAAAGUCGGUCGUCUCCCGGUUUAGUUGGACCGCAGCAGUCAGGACCUCGGUGCAGACAUGGCGGAAGUCGUUCAGCAGCGGAUCGAGGACAGGAUCCCCGAGCUGGAGCAGCUGGAGAGAGUGGGACUGUUCACCAAGCAAGAAGUCAGAUCUAUUAUCAAGAAGGCUACGGCGCUCGAGUACAAGCUCCACAGGCUGAUCGUGAACAAGGAGGACUUCAUUGCGUUCAUCCAGUAUGAAGUCAAUGUGUUGGAGCUGAUCAAGAAAAGAAGAGCGCACAUCCACUAUCAGUUCAAACGAGAGGAGAUCGAAUUCCCCAUCAUCCAAAGAAUAAAUGGCAUCUUCAGAAGGGCAACGAAGAAGUGGAAGGACGAUGUGCAGCUGUGGCUCUCGCGUGUUGCUUUCUGCAAAAAAUGGGCGACCAAAGGUCAGAUCAGCAAGGUGUUCUCGACCAUGCUAGCCAUCCACCCCGACAAACCAGCGUUGUGGAUCAUGGCCGCCAAGAGUGAGCUCGAGGAUCGUAAUUCUUCGGAGAGUGCCCGACACUUGUUCCUGCGGGCGCUGCGUUUCCACCCAGACAACAGGAAGGUCUACCAGGAGUACUUCCGUAUGGAGCUGCUGCACAGCGAGAAGCUGAGGAAGCAGAAGGAAGAACUGGAGAUGGCCGACAUGGAUUUGGGUGAAUAUGAGUUUUCUGCAGAGAUCCUCGGCGGUAAACUGGCUGAGGUUGUGUACAGAAAUGCUACGGAAAAGAUCAAAGAAGCAGAGUUUGUCAUCUCACUCCUGAAAAUAGCUGCCGUCUUCGACUUUACCAAAGAGCUCCAAGACUCCAUCCUGCAGGACUUGCAGGCUAACUUCAGGGAGGACAGCUUGACGUGGGAUUUCAUGGCUAAGCGGGAGCUGGAGGCUCCGGGGGCGGGGCAGGAGCUCCACACCGCCAAAGGCCGGGCCUCGGACGUCAGCCGCAGAGAGGAGCGCUGCUGCCAGAUCUACGAGGAGGGCCUCAGGAGCCUCAACACUGAGCCCAUGUGGACUUGCUACGUGGCUUUCUGCCUGGAACGACUAAAGAGGAAGACCAACGUCUCAGAACUGAAGGAAAAAAGGCAAGAGAGGCUGCUGGGGGUUUUACAACGUGCCCAUGAUUCCUCUCUGCUGAAGGAGAAUUAUUACAAAAACUGGCUGGAGAUCCUGCUGUCGUCGGGGGACAGCGAGGCGGCGGCCACCGUCGCCGCGGCAGCCACCCAGCGCUACAGCCAAUCGGUGUCGGCGUGGCGUCUGAGUCUGCAAACGCUAAUGCUGCUGGGGAGUGGAGACAUGGCCGGGCUGUUCCGCAGCGCUCUCACACAUGUUGAUCCCAAGGAGAGUCUACCGCUAUGGCAGCUGCAGAUCCAGUGGAGCGUGGCCAACCAGAGCGCUGAAGAGACAGAAGCCAUGUUCAAGAGAGGUUUGCUGUCCUCCGUCGCGGCUAUCGCCAUGGAGAUGAAGGAGCUCUACCUCGAUUGGUCGUUCUCGGCUGGAGGCUAUAAGAAAGCCAGAAAGACCUUUACAAGUUUACAGGAGAAUCGGCCUCUGUCCAAGAAGUUUUUCACCAGAAUGAUUGAAAUUGAGAAGGAACAGGAGACCCCGAAAAUGAACAAUCUGAGAGACUAUUACGAGAGGGUGCUGCAGGAGUUUGGCACAGCAGAUGACGACCUGUGGCUGCAGUACAUCCAGGAGGAGAUGGGGCCGCUCGGCCGGCCGGAAAACUGCGGAAAGAUCCACUGGAGAGCCAUGAAGUUCCUGGAGGGGGAGAGCGUGGAGCGAUUCGUGUCCAAAUACGCUCUGCUUCAGACCGGACACUUGUGAGAGGAACCUGGAGGACGCAGCCUAACGUGGAACGACCAUGACGGCACACGUGUUUAACUGAUGUACUAAUAAUUACCUAAGAGAACCAUUGCAUUUAACUUUUACAGAUAUUUCUGAAUAUUGACUUUAUUGGCCUUUAGCUAAAAUAAAUGAAAAGAUUUUUCCACCACAACCAACCUGC
This is a messenger RNA of Fundulus heteroclitus (mummichog), 2283 nucleotides long. RefSeq names its product UTP6 small subunit processome component. Gene Ontology annotation, biological process: maturation of SSU-rRNA from tricistronic rRNA transcript (SSU-rRNA, 5.8S rRNA, LSU-rRNA). The transcript is spliced from 20 exons. Gene Ontology annotation, cellular component: Pwp2p-containing subcomplex of 90S preribosome; small-subunit processome. Gene Ontology annotation, molecular function: snoRNA binding; protein binding. The record is from RefSeq and is a predicted model, not a curated record. The coding region runs from base 315 to 2102 and encodes 595 amino acids. Lineage: Eukaryota; Metazoa; Chordata; Actinopteri; Cyprinodontiformes; Fundulidae.